This is a messenger RNA of Lathyrus oleraceus (garden pea), 771 nucleotides long. RefSeq names its product pentatricopeptide repeat-containing protein At5g18475-like. The record is from RefSeq and is a predicted model, not a curated record. Bases 1 to 771 code for a protein of 256 amino acids. The transcript has 3 exons. NCBI's taxonomy places the organism in Eukaryota, Viridiplantae, Streptophyta, Magnoliopsida, Fabales, Fabaceae. Gene Ontology annotation, molecular function: protein binding; mRNA binding.
AUGGGGAAUGAUGUAAAUGUUAUUGUACUAGUGUUCAAGACCCCCGAGCGGGUAGUUAUUCAAUAUGACAGCAGCAAGAAGGACAACAAAUCGGUAUCCGUUAGUUAUACGGUUCCUCUUCCCGCUGCAAAUUCAAUGGUGAGCAUUGCAGAUGUCGUUAAGGUAACCCGUAGCGGUUGUGUGUUUGACCUUGUAUCUCCUAAAGUUGUGGAAGAUGUUACGAUGUGUAAUAAAGAAGAUGUUCCUACAAUUGAUCCAGUUAAUGCUCUAACUUGCCAGUCUGACUGUGUGGAUGAAGUUGAGGCACAAGGAGUCUUUGGCUAUGCUCUUUAUAAGGAUGAAAAAACACCCAGUUUGUCUUAUCCCUUAGAAAAUUUUGACUCUAAUGUAUAUGGACGAAGCUUUCAAGGAAAUAUUGGUCGUGCUAGAAAUGUUAUUGAGUUUAUGAAAAAUGAUAGAUGUUGUACCAACUCAGCCCUAGUUGAUGGAUUAUAUAAAGCAGGAAAACCAAAAGAUGCAAAAGGGGUGUUGGCUGAAAUGAAGAACUUUGUUUUGAAACCUGAUACAGUUACCUACACUUCUUUGAUCAAUUUUUUCUGUAGGAAUGGGCAAAUUGAUGAGGCUAUAGAGUUGCUUAAAGAAAUGAAAGAAAAUGAAUGUGAGGAUGAUACUGUUACAUUCAAUGUGAUACUCGGAGGCUUGAGCAGGGAGGGUAGAUUUGACGAGGCUUUGGAUAUGAUUGAGAAACUCCCACGCCAAGGUGUAUAUUAG